This is a messenger RNA of Cokeromyces recurvatus, 510 nucleotides long. RefSeq lists its product as uncharacterized. Lineage: Eukaryota; Fungi; Mucoromycota; Mucoromycetes; Mucorales; Mucoraceae. The transcript is spliced from 3 exons. The coding region runs from base 1 to 510 and encodes 169 amino acids. The record is from RefSeq and is a predicted model, not a curated record.
AUGGAAUUUGAGGAGGAAUUAGAUCAAGCAGAUAGAUUGACGAAAGAAAAACAAGAAUGGGUAAAACAGUUUCGUCUUAAAUUCUGUGUUCGUCCUGAUUUUGAAAUUACAAAAAACAUGAUCUUUCCAGAUGGCACUUUAAAUCAAGAUUAUUUUCGUCCUCCAAAAGGUGUUAAACAAGAAGAGCGUAAAUGGACAGAAGUUGAAAGGGGGCUGCUUAUACAGGGAAUUGAAAAAUACGGUAUUGGCCAUUUUGGAGAAAUAUCAAAAGAUCUUUUACCGAGAUGGUCUACCAAUGAUUUACGUGUCAAGUGUAUUCGAUUAAUUGGACGACAGAAUCUUCAAUUAUAUCGGGACUGGAAGGGGAAUGCCGAUGACAUUGCACGAGAAUAUGAAAAGAACAAAGAAAUUGGAUUAAAAUAUGGGUCAUGGAAACAAGGAGUGCUCGUCUAUGAUGAUGACGGCAAUGUAGAAAGGGCUUUAUUAGAAUAUCAUAAUAAUUGUAAAUAA